Aspergillus tanneri is the source of this 1554-nucleotide messenger RNA. Its product is annotated as cytochrome P450. The transcript has 3 exons. The record is from RefSeq and is a predicted model, not a curated record. Gene Ontology annotation, molecular function: iron ion binding; monooxygenase activity; oxidoreductase activity, acting on paired donors, with incorporation or reduction of molecular oxygen. Bases 1 to 1554 code for a protein of 517 amino acids. Lineage: Eukaryota; Fungi; Ascomycota; Eurotiomycetes; Eurotiales; Aspergillaceae.
AUGCUAGCUCUAUUUCUCGUCCUAGUCGCUCUAACGAGCUACUUCCUCGUGAGACUGCGCCAGCAACGCAGCAUGUUCAAAAAUCUCCCUGGGCCGCCGCAUCACGCUAUCUGGGGUCACUUUUUAAUUAUGCGAGAGAUCGCAAGCACUCUACCCCCCGAUGCAACCCCUCAGCUGUUCGCGCACUUGAUGCGCCAGCGGUAUGGUCUGGGUGACUUCUUCUACCUUGAUCUGUGGCCGCUCGCGCCGCCGCAGCUUGUCAUUGCCCAUCCGGAACUGGCCACGCAGAUCGUCCACAAGAUGAAUCUUCCCAAGGAGUCGGCCGUCAUGCAGAAGUGGACCGGUCCUAUCCUUGGCGAGAAGUCUAUGGUCUCUGCGAAUGGACACGACUGGUUCAUUGCUCGCAAGUCUUUCACUCCGGGCUUCCAGCCGCGGAAGCUACUGCAGCAUGUUCCGAAUAUCGUGGAUGAGGCGCUGGCUUUUGCUGGUGUUCUAAGAGAACAUUCUCAAAGGAAUGACAUCUUCAGGAUGGAAGAUCUGGGUGCGAGGAUGAUAUUCAACAUCUCGGCAUGGGUAAUCUUGGGAAUCAAGUGCAACGCGCAGAGGGAUGAUGAUGAAUUCCUCGAGCUCUUCCGGAAACAGGCCGCCCUGGCACCUCAGGACUUCUGGUCUCGGUAUCUCUACGACCUCAGCCCCCGCCGAUACUAUCAGAAGUGGAGCAACGGACGUGCUCUAGACCGUUACGUUGGUCGUCUGGUAGACCAACGAGUCGUCAGCGGCCCAACUGCCACUCCAAGCGAAAAGGCCAAAUACUACGCCAUCGAUGAUGCCAUUGCUACCAGCCGCACCCUGAACAAGACUACCUCACCUAUCACUUCCAUGGAUAAAUAUACGCGGGACAUGCUCAUCGCGUCCGUCAAGACGCUCAUCUUCGCUGGUCACGACACCUCAGCCAGCACUCUCUGCUAUACAUACGCCGCCCUAAGCAAAGACCCCCAAGUCCUCCACACUCUCCGAGAAGAACACAACGCCCUCUUCGGCACUGACCCCUCUGCCGCUGCAAAUUUCCUCCGCAACGACCCCAACCUCGUAAACAACCUCCCCUACACUCUCGCCGUCAUCAAAGAAGCCCUCCGCCUCUGGCCCCCAACAGGUGUCAGUCUCCGCCGCGGCCAACCAGACCAAACCCUCCUCGCAGACGGCAAAGAAUGGCCCACAUACCCCUUCGCGGUCCUCGUCAACAACUGCGCCACCAUGCGCCGGGAAGAUCUCUUCAAGAGCGCAGAGAGGUUCUAUCCCGAACGGCACCUCGUUACUGAUCCUGCGGAUCCAUACUUUGUCCCGCGCGACGCGUGGAGACCGUUCGAGAAGGGACCGCGGAUGUGUCUGGGCCAGACGUUGGCUUUGAUGCAGCUGAAGAUUGCCUUGGUGAUGACGGUGAGGACGUUUGAUUUUGAGAUUGUUUAUGAGGAGGGGACGUUCAUGUAUCAGGUUUUGGAUGUCACGGCUAAGCCGUCGCUGGGGUUGCCGACUAGGGUCAGGGUGAUUGAGUAG